GGAUACCUGCUCCUGAUCCGUUUGCCCCUCAGCCCCUGCAGUCAUCUCCUCCACUUUGUCCCGAUGAAGGAGGCCGACGCCAUCAAGUUAUUUGUAGGGCAGAUUCCCCGGAAUCUGGAGGAAAAGGAUCUCAAACCCAUUUUUGAGCAGUUUGGCAAGAUCUAUGAGCUAACCGUGAUUAAGGACAAAUAUACUGGGAUGCACAAAGGAUGUGCGUUUCUGACGUACUGUGCAAGAGAGUCAGCCCUGAAAGCCCAAAGCGCCCUUCAUGAACAGAAAACAUUACCAGGGGUAAGUGCGCAAAACAGUCAUAAACACAAACAUCCUCAGAUGGUCUGCACCUCUAACACACCGAUACAGGUUGACAAGUCUUGUCUUGAA
Menidia menidia (Atlantic silverside) is the source of this 381-nucleotide messenger RNA. Lineage: Eukaryota; Metazoa; Chordata; Actinopteri; Atheriniformes; Atherinopsidae. The record is from the annotation of a GenBank genome assembly.